Leguminivora glycinivorella is the source of this 1010-nucleotide messenger RNA. RefSeq lists its product as uncharacterized. Gene Ontology annotation, cellular component: nucleus; transcription regulator complex. Gene Ontology annotation, molecular function: DNA binding. The transcript is spliced from 2 exons. The record is from RefSeq and is a predicted model, not a curated record. NCBI's taxonomy places the organism in Eukaryota, Metazoa, Arthropoda, Insecta, Lepidoptera, Tortricidae. Gene Ontology annotation, biological process: regulation of transcription by RNA polymerase II. The coding region runs from base 120 to 728 and encodes 202 amino acids.
GUCCCUAGAAAUGCCGGAACGUUCGCUGCACGACGCGGCAACGUCGCGUGUGCCGCGCCGCGCCCCUUCGACCUCAGCGUCACUAGCGUCAGUUGCCGCGACCACGCCGCGCGAUAGACAUGGUUUCCCGAGAAUCCCGAGUGAAUUGGUCGGACGGUGAUAUUUUGAGGUUGAUUAAAGUAUUGAAGAAACAUGUCUGUAUCUGGAAUCCUGACGACGAGCUGUACGGCGAUAGAGUGCACCUGGCGGAGACUUGGGACAAAGCCGCGAAAACGCUGGGUAUGCCAGAAGAUGCCAUCCGCAUAAAAUGGAAGAACCUCCGCGAUUGCUUCAAGAAAGAAGUAAAAAAGAACGACGUUACUACCAAAGACGACUACAGGGGAAGAUGGCGGUACUUCAAGCACUUGGCCUUCCUCCUACGAUCAGGGGAAGAGGGAGAGGAACAAAUAGACACAGACAGCGAGCCAGAAGAGAAGGAGAUAGAAAUAGAAUAUGAAACUAAAUACGUCCCAGACGCAGAUGUCGAAGCGUAUACUUUAGAAGAAGACCCCAUUCCUGAGAAACGCUUCAAAAGAGAUGACGUCGACUUUGACAUGAUGUUUUUGAAGUCGCUGACGCCGUUUUUAAGGCAGCUGGAACCCACGAGGAAUUUGGUGAUUAGGAGCAGGAUGCAAGAUAUGUUGCUGAAUGAGAUAGCUGCGCAGAAUAUGGGUAGGAGGAAUUUAUAGCGAUGCGAAAGUGCACGCAAAGACAGAGACUACUCUAUAGAGUCUAUAGUCAAACGCGAAUAUGAAAAUUAAAAUUAACUUAUUUUCUAGUUACCUACUUGAAAAGAUUACGAGGCUUGUUCUCGUUUUGACAGUGCUUGGCUGUGAAGCUGUGUAUUUGUAAUAAUGUGCAACGUGGUGAUUGAUUUAUGAAGGAAAGACAGAGUUCACUUUGUUCAGUGUUUGAAGAGUAUACACUUACCUAAAUACAAGAUUAAUAAGAUUAUUGACAUUUUAAGACUA